Messenger RNA from Colletotrichum karsti, 1893 nucleotides. RefSeq lists its product as uncharacterized. The record is from RefSeq and is a predicted model, not a curated record. Gene Ontology annotation, molecular function: monooxygenase activity; flavin adenine dinucleotide binding. Bases 1 to 1893 code for a protein of 630 amino acids. NCBI's taxonomy places the organism in Eukaryota, Fungi, Ascomycota, Sordariomycetes, Glomerellales, Glomerellaceae. The transcript is spliced from 3 exons.
AUGGCAGGAACAUUUCCACACAACGACCGGAUCGAGCCCGGCUCGGUGAACCUUCCCGCCCGCCCGUAUCCCCCAACAGUUCGCUCGACAUCAGUCGAUGCGGGGAAGGUGGCGGCAGAGGCCAUCGACGCCUUCAACGCCGCGCUGCGGUCCAAGAACUACGACGCGCUCGCCGACCUCUUCGUCGCGGACGGCUACUGGCGCGACCACCUGUGUCUGUCAUGGGACCUGCGAACCCUCAAGGGCAGGGAAAAGAUUGCAAAGUUCCUCGCCGACCGGUGCAGGUUGACCGAGGUCCUCGUCGACACCUCGACCGAGUACCGAGCUCCUCACCUCGCUCCCCUCGACGCCCACGGCAACGUCCUCUGCGUCCAGUUCUUCAUUUCUUCAAACACCAAAGUCGGUCCCGGCCAAGGCGUGGUGCGGAUGGUGGAGUCUGGUGGCAAAUGGGAGAUUCUCACAUUCUUCACCGUCCUGAGAGAGUUGAAGGGACACGAAGAACCAUUGAAGCACCGCCGCGAGAAGGGUGUUGAGCAUGUUGGUAUUCGAGACGGAAAGAACUGGAAGGAGAAGAGGGAAGACGCAAUCAACUAUACGGACACUGAGCCUACGGUUGUGAUUAUUGGUGGCGGCCAAGCUGGUCUUACCGUGGCCGCGCGUCUGAAGAUGCUCAACGUGAACGCCUUGGUGGUUGACAAACACGGCCGAGUCGGCGAUAGCUGGCGUAAAAGAUAUCACCAGCUCGUGUUACACGACCCCGUCUGGUACGACCAUCUUCCUUAUUUGGAAUUUCCCGCAAACUGGCCCAUAUUCACGCCGAAAGACAAGAUCGCCGAGUUCUUCGAGUCGUACGCAAAACUCCUCGAGCUGAACGUUUGGACAUCGACGACGAUGACAAAGUCGUCUUGGGACGACUCAAAGAGGCAAUGGACACUCACACUAGACCGCCAAAAGUCCGACGGCACUCGGGAGACGCGAGUAUUGCACCCUCGUCACGUCAUCCAGGCGACCGGCCACUCCGGCAAGAUGUUCUUCCCCGACAUCAAGGGCAUGAGCGGCUUCAAGGGCGACAGGUUGUGCCACAGCUCUGAGUUCUCGGGGGCAAAGCCCAACUCCAAGGGCAAGAAGGCGAUUGUUGUCGGCUCGUGUAACUCGGGCCACGACAUCGCGCAAGACUUCUACGAGAACGGGUAUGACGUGACCAUGGUCCAGCGCAGCUCUACCUGCGUCGUCUCGUCGUCCUCCAUCACGGACAUCGGGUUGAAGGGACUGUACGACGAAGACUCGCCGCCAGUCGACGACGCAGACCUCUGGCUGUGGAGCCUACCUGCCGAGCUGUUCAAGUCUCUCCAGACCGGCGUCACGGAGCUGCAAAACGCCAACGACGCCAAGCUGCUCCAGGGCCUGCAGAAAGCCGGCUUCCAGCUCGACAUGGGCCCGAACGGCGGCGGCUUCUUCGUGAAAUACUUCCAGCGGGGCGGCGGGUACUACAUCGACGUCGGCUGCAGCCAGCUCAUCAUCGACGGCGAGAUCAAGAUCAAGCAGGGACAGGAGAUCACCGAGGUGCUCCCGCGCGGGCUCCGCUUCGCCGACGGCACGGAGCUGGAGGCGGACGAGAUCAUCUUCGCGACGGGAUACCAGAACAUGAGGACGGAGGCGCGCAACAUCUUUGGCGACGAGGUCGCCGACAGGGUCGGGGACGUCUGGGGCUUCGACGAGGAGGGCGAGUUCAGGACGAUGUGGCGGCGCAACGAGCACCUCCCCGGAUUCUGGUUUAUGGGGGGUAACCUCGCCAUCUGCAGAUACUUCUCCAAGAUCCUGGCGAUGCAGAUCAAGGCCGUGGAAGAGGGGAUUGACCAGUCCGAGCAGUCGAGCCCCUCGCCAAGGCUUUAG